AUGGCUGCAAGCUUCGCUCGUGUAGGCCUCAUCACAACAGAUUCAUCCUCUACCGUCGGCAGCAUGGUUUCUCAGUCGCCCGCCCUCAGCCCGGGGCACUCCGAUGCCGACUCCAGCAACGGAACACCCAAUUCCUCUCCUCCCGCCUCCAGACCUCGCAGUCCCGAGCUGAAGCACAAUGCGAGGAGCUCUUCUGAACUCGACCCUCUCCCUCCUAUGGACGUCAAGAACGUCUGCUUUGUUGGCGCUGGUUUUGUUGGUGGCCCAACUGCUGCUCUGAUUGCUCUCCACAACCCCAACCUCACCGUCAACGUCGUCGAUCUCAACGCCGACCGCAUUGCGGCAUGGAACUCUCCUCACCUGCCCAUCCACGAGGCCGGUCUUCCCAAGAUCGUCCGCAUCGCCCGCGACGGCACCAACGAGACGAGCGCUUUCCUCCCCUCGGUGGGCAAGGCAGUGCAGCUCCCUUCCCGCCAGCCCAACCUCACCUUCACCACCGAUGUAAAGCGAUGCAUCGGCGAGGCGGACAUUGUCCUCAUCUGCGUUAACACGCCUACCAAGACAUACGGUCUCGGUGCGGGUUACACUGCCGAUCUCAGUGCUCUUGAGGGAGCCAGCGAGACAGUGGCCAAGUACGCAAGGAACGGCGCCGUCAUCGUGGAGAAGAGCACUGUUCCUACGGGAACUGCCCGCAUGAUCAAGGAGAUUAUGGCUCAAUACCAGCCCGAGUCUGAGUUCGAGAUUGUCUCCAACCCGGAGUUCCUUGCUGAGGGAACCGCAGUUCGUGAUCUCAUGCACCCCGACCGCAUUUUGAUCGGCAGCUCUACCACUCCCGCCGGCAUCCGCGCCGCCAACGCCCUCAAGAGCGUCUAUGCCGCCUGGGUACCCGAGUCCAAGAUUCUUACCGUCAACACCUGGUCCAGCGAGCUGACCAAGCUGGUCGCCAACGCAAUGCUUGCUCAGCGUAUCAGCAGCAUCAACAGCAUCAGCGCUCUCUGCGAGGAGCUUGGUGCCGACGUCCAGGAGAUCAGCCAGGGUAUCGGUGCUGAUUCCCGCCUGGGCAAGAAAUUCCUCCACGCCGGUGUUGGUUUCGGAGGUUCUUGUUUCGAGAAGGACAUCCUGAACCUUACUUACAUGGCCCGUACUCUUCACCUGGACACUGUCGCCGACUACUGGAUGGGAGUCCUCGACAUUAACAAGUACCAGCGCGAGCGCUUUGCCCAGAAGGUCCACCGCGCUUUGAACGGUAACCUGCGUGGCAAGAAGGUCGCCAUCCUUGGCUUUGCCUUCAAGGAGAACACCAACGACACCCGCAACAGCAUUGCUGUCCACAUUAUUGCCGAGCUCGCCCACGAGAUGCCCAGCGAAAUCGCCAUCUUCGACCCCGGCUGCGACCCCCGCGAGGUCAUGGAAGAGGUCCGCAGCUCGAUCCACGACGAGCGCGUGCUGGAGCGGGUCAAGGUCCGCUCUACCUGGCGUGAAACUGUCCACGGCUCGAGCGCCAUGUGCAUCCUGACCCCCUGGUAUCACUUCCGCUACCCCAAGAAGGCCCAGGCUACUGCCCGCCGCUCCUCAAUCUGGAGCGGUGGUGAGGCUUCUCGCGAGGAGGCUGCCGCUUUCCUCAAGGAGGCCCCCCUGUCCGAGAUGGACGUCGUCGAGCUUGAGAAGUUCGUCUCCCGCGGUGCUCCCGACACACCCCUUGAUCCCCUCAAGCGCAUGAUGCCCGAAAACGAGUGCCCUCAAGACUGCAAGGGAUGCAAAUUGGACGCCGCAAGCGAGGACCUCGGCGACCCGAUCGACUGGGAGUGGACCGCCUCCGUCAUGAAGCGCCCUCGACUCGUGCUUGACGGCCGCAACGUCGUCUCUGGACCGGAGCUCGAGAAGCUCGGCUUCACGGUACAGGGCAUCGGCAAGGGACUCAACAUUUGA
Messenger RNA from Colletotrichum truncatum, 1929 nucleotides. Its product is annotated as udp-glucose 6-dehydrogenase. NCBI's taxonomy places the organism in Eukaryota, Fungi, Ascomycota, Sordariomycetes, Glomerellales, Glomerellaceae. Gene Ontology annotation, cellular component: nucleus. Gene Ontology annotation, biological process: polysaccharide biosynthetic process; glycosaminoglycan biosynthetic process. Gene Ontology annotation, molecular function: NAD binding; UDP-glucose 6-dehydrogenase activity. The record is from RefSeq and is a predicted model, not a curated record.